This is a messenger RNA of Auanema sp. JU1783, 3583 nucleotides long. The record is from the annotation of a GenBank genome assembly. Lineage: Eukaryota; Metazoa; Nematoda; Chromadorea; Rhabditida; Rhabditidae.
AUGUCUGCAAUCAAAGGGAUGCGUGAUACGGUGCUGUCUUCAAGAUUUGCGAAAAGUAAGGAAGAGACGAAUGAAGCUGACGAUGUGAUCUCACAGUGGAGAGCAACGCACAAAAAACCUCGGCGAGUUAUCAAGACAACGUCAGAGACAGUAAUGGAGAAUAUCGUUUCGAAAAACACUUCGUCUUCAGUAUUAAAUGAAAUGGAACAGAAGAAUGACAUCAACAUGACAAUUGAAUCGGGGAAAAUUUAUGAUCAUGAAGUCAUCGUUCCUCCCAUUAUGGAUACUUCGAGUAGCGAAAAAAACGAUGGAAUAACCCAUUUAUCGGAAGCUGAACCAGCAAAAAAAGAAAAAAGGAUGAAUGCUAAAAGCAUGCGCAAUAAGCCAAAUGAAGAUGAAGCAUCACAAAAGACGGUCAAUAAUAAAAAUCGUAAGAAGGAUUCAGCUCUUCCCGAGAUACCUCAAAUAGAAAGGCGCGUUACAAGAAGUAUGACAGCUGGAAAUAGGAAAGAUACAAAGGCUGAACCUGUUAAAACAGAUAAAAGUAUAACUAAAAAAGCUCCAAAGAAUCCACCUGCAAAGAAAGAAAGUCGGCGGACCCUUUCAAAAUCAGAAUCUCAAAAAAAAGACAAUCAGAUGACAGAAGCAGUACUGACUCAAAGCAAUUGGAGAACUUCGAAGGGUACUAGAACCAGGAAAAGCGCUGCAAUAUCAGUGGAAUCUGAAGUAGAAGAAGUAGGAAAGCGAGUAACUAGAAGUAGAGCAAGCAUCCAGCCAACUCAAGCAGUAAAAGAGAAAAAAUUGUCAAAUCCAAGAAGAAAAAAAACUCAACGCGAUGAAGUUAAUAAUCUUGAGUUACCUCUAGAUUCUUCCGAAAAUAAUUUAGCAGGAGAGGGCUUGGCUCUCAAUAAAGAAGAAAUUUUAUUGGAAAAACCUGCAAAAGUGCAUCAAGAAACUCAAACCAAUCUUUUCAAUAUGUCCGAAAAUCAAAAGAAUUCAGAAGAAUCUAUGAGUUCUUCUAACUCGGAAUUGCCAGAGUUGAUCGAGGAGUCUAAUGACCUGCACUAUACCAUAGAUGAAGGAACGCAGACCGAAUUUCCGUCGAUGAAUGAUACUAACGUGUGUUAUUCUGACUCAAUCAGAGUUUUUGAUAAUUACAGUACUCCAUAUAAUCCUAAAAGUGCAGGAAGAAAUCAAAAUUCUAACUCUUCUGAAAGGGAACAAUGGCAUAAACGAGAGAAACCCGUGAAUCUAGAAAUAUUACCGGAUGUCAUCUUCACUCCUAUUCCAAAAAAAGCGAAAAAAGUCAGAAGAACCGGUGAAUCAGCGUCAAGUGUUGUGGAUGCAUUGGAUCAAACUGGAUACAAUGAGAAUCCUAUAACUGAGAACUCAAGAAAAGGCUGCUCUGUUAUCAUGACAUCGAUUGAAGACAACAGUGGUUUACAAGCAACAAAGGAAAAAACAUUUGAUCUAUUUGGAGCUUCAUUUGUUGAGAAAAGUGGCUGGGAAGAAAGAUUAGCAGUGAAUGCAAAAAUUAUUCUUUCCACGUCAACUUUGAAAGACAGUCACAUCGCUGACAAUAGAAAUGAAGAGGGAGAAAAGACUGACCAAUUGCCAGAUAUCUUGAAGAAUACAGCCUUAAACUCUCCUUUACAAACAAGUGUGAACACUCUGAAAGUGAAAAAGAUCAAAAAUAAUAUAAAGAGUGGGAAUAACCUUGGAACAAGUUCAAUAUUGGAAGUUUCCGCAAAUGAUUGUUUGCCAUCUCUACAUGAUAAAACAUUCGAUUUGUUCGGAAGUUCGUUUGUUGAGAGUAGCGAUUGGAUGGAGAAGAUUGGUCUUACGAACCACAACAACUCUUCGAUUGUUAAGAACCCUCUAGUUACUGAUAAAAGAGUUGAUCAGUUGGAAAGUUCAACUGUUGAUGAAAACGAUUGGAGAGAAGUUAAUCUAUCAAACAGAUCCUCUACUCCUAAGAGAUACAGUGGAGUAACUGGAGUUCACGAUUCUCCUGAUGAUAACCAUGAGAAUGUGACAAACUCCGAUGAGGAAGAAACUUUUUCUGUUUGCGAAGAAGUUGAAACGGAAAAAAUCGAAAACUUAUCUGAAGAAACUAUGGAUAAAAAUGAUAGUAUGAAGUCCAUUGAAAAACUAUUUCACGAAUCGAAUGAUGCACUCAACGAUAAAAACCAAACCGGUCAAAAUGAAAACAAUUAUGAUUUGGAAUGCGAUAUGAACUCUCUCCGACUCACUACAAGCGAUAUGGAUAUUGCUGAUGAAUCCAGCAAAGUUGAAACAGAAUCUCCGAUAGUACGGCUUCAAGAGCAUUUAACUAAUACCUUCUAUAAUGAGUUUUGGAAACAUCUCGCAAGAAGUAAGAGAAAGAGAAGCAAAUUUGUCAUGACCAUGAUAAUGGAAGAAGAUGAACCCACUUGCUUGAGUUUUGGACGAAGCGAGAAUGAGAUAUCCAUAAAUACAUCAUGCAUAUCAAACAUACUGCUUUCUUCUACCAUCCAAGAUCAAACGAUCACGAUUGACGUUACCAGGCGGAAAAGUCAAAUGAUGUCUUAUAUUGAUGAAGGAAGGGCUGAGAAUAGUUAUUGCAUCACGACUUCAUGUCUGGAAGACGAAUUAUCAAGACUAUACAUAACUAAUGCUCUCGUGAAAGACGAAGUUUGGAGUUUGAAAAAGAGUCAACCUACAGUUGAUCCUUACAUGAUUUCCCCUGUAUUAAACACUACAAUCACUGUAGAUGUCAGUAGAAGAAAAAGUAGUUUAAUUAUAUCUGAAUUGGAAUAUGCAUUCAACGAAGAUAUCGGCGGCUCUUUCAACUCGAGUGUCGUCUCAGACAGAAACAGAACACAAACUCUGCUUGGUAGAACGUUCACCCUGCUCGGUAACUCUCUGAUUGAGAAUGAGAAUGACAAAACGAAGGAUUACACCCAUGAUUCCUGUCAACUUCGCAAUACUUUCACAAUUUCUCCAAUUAUGAACAACACUGUUACAAUUGAUACAACUGGAAGAAAGAGUUCACUCAAAGCUGUUAACGAUUUUACUCGUAGAAGUGACUACUCCACCGCAACCAAUGUGGAUAAUGAGAAAUCAUUCGACCCAUCAAGGUGUUCGCUUGAUGAUGAAGAUGACGAUUGGGACUUGAAAGAUAUGCCUGGAAAUCUCAAUUAUAAUGUCGAUCCGAUUGCCAUAUCUCCUAUUCUCGAUAGCACCAUAACUGUUGAUGUCACCCGAAGAAAAAAUAAUGUUCUGAUGUCUCGAUUUGAUGAAGACUCAAUGCAAGAGAGCGACUGCACUUCUGACAUGGCAAUGAUAGAGAAUAAAACAUUCAGCGCAAAUGCAGAUACAGAAGUAUCUCAUCUAACUGAACAACAAAAGCAAAAAACUAAAUCUACUGAAGAACCAGUCGUCCUUUCACCUAUUCUUAAUAAUACCAUCGUAUUAGAUGCUACCUGCAAUGAUGUUGUUUCAAUAGUUAUACCACCGGAACACAUGGACAAAACUGUUGUGCGAACCCCCAAAGUUGUGAGCAGUACUAGUCCACAGAUAGAAUUAUCUUAUUUUGAUCAAG